Austrofundulus limnaeus is the source of this 4743-nucleotide messenger RNA. RefSeq names its product NCK-associated protein 5-like (gene nckap5l). Lineage: Eukaryota; Metazoa; Chordata; Actinopteri; Cyprinodontiformes; Rivulidae. The record is from RefSeq and is a predicted model, not a curated record. Gene Ontology annotation, cellular component: microtubule plus-end. Gene Ontology annotation, biological process: microtubule bundle formation; microtubule depolymerization.
CGAACCCUGCGACAAUGAGCUCGAACCUGCGGGUCUGAAGGAGGGGACCGCAGAUCCAUGCUGGGGUUUGUCCGACACGAUGCGGCGGAACCGGACCUCCACCCUCUGAGCUCUGUGAUGUUGGUUUGGGGGGACAGAGGUGCCCGAUGAGUCCGUCUGCCAUCGUCAGGAAGCAUAACGAGAGCUCAACCCACAGGUUCAGGCGGGACCCCUCCCAGACUACAAUGCACAGCCGCACAAUGACUCGGCCAAACAGGCGGAGCCGGCACAGACCGAAGCACAAGCCAAGGGUAAUGGUUACCACACACAACAUGCUUCCCCAGGGCCCCGCGGUCCUGCCGCCUCCAUGGAGGCACUGUCACCUUUCUUCAAGAAGAAGGCGCACAUCCUGGAGGUCCUGCGCAAGAUGGAGGAGACGGACCCCCUGAAGUUUCACCCGUCCACCACCAGCUUGUCUUUCUGCGACUACAGCCAGGUGCUGAUGUCAACGGAGGCCGUGUUGGCCACCGCUGACCCUGUCCCUCUCCAGUGCAAAGCCCACCACACACACUGUCACUGCUCCUGCUCCGACACGGACUCGCACCAGCAGCUGAACGGUGACGGGGCGGGGAAGUGCGAGGCGGGCAACACGUGUUGUUUACACUGCAAAAAGGGCCCAGGAAGUCCUCUGAAGCCAUGCAACCAUAUCUGCAGCCCUUCAAAGACCACCUCCACCGCUCCGAGCCAUGUCCGUGCAGCUGCUACAGGUGAAGGUCACAGUAAGACCAGAGCAGGAGAGUCCGGACCCCCGACCGCGCAGUGCACCAUGACUGAAGCUGGUGUUUCAGGUGUUCCAGCAGUGACAACAGCAGAAGUUGUGGGAGCAGAGCAGGUGGACUCUGAGAUCCCCGCAGUCUCUGAGGAGCUGACCGGUUUCUCUGUGUCCUCUCCUCCGUCCAGCUCUGUGCAGGAAGCCCACCGGUGUGACUCGGGUACGAGUGACGGUGUUCACAACGGCGUGGCGCACUCGUCGAGCGCCUCACUCAGCGACCCCCCGGCCGUCCCCGAUGAAGACGGCGCGGACCAGGAGGAGUCCUCGGUGCGAGCCGGUGCGUCCGUUAGCCCCAGCCCCUCCUGCCUCAGUGACGUCAAAGCUGCCGCCAUCAGCUCCCCGUCCAAGCUGCUCAAGUUCCUGAAGAUCCCCACGAUUGGAGAGAAGAGCCAGGCUUCCAGCUCUGCCGUCCGGCUGAGCCCGCAGCUCACGCGCAAUUCCAGGAUCCCUUGUCGCACCAACAACUACGAGGUGUACCACUCUCCCGUUCCCACGCGCAGGGCCACCACCACUGAGCGGUGCAGGCAGCCCCCUCCCCCACCCUCCAGGUCUGAGUCCUACCCCGCCACACACUCUGCUCCCACCUCCCCCCCACAGCCCGAAGACCCCUAUUCCUCUCCCGCUAAGGAAAUAAGCUACAGCAGCCUCUCGGCACCAAAACCCAAUGCUGCCUCAAAGAUGGGGCUUCCCUCUGCUGCGUCUCUGAGCUCACCCCGAGGGUCUCAGAGCGUCCCGCAUUAUGAGAAUCUCCUGGACAUGUCCAACUCCAGAGAGGACGAACAGUCCCAGGGUCCUGAGAAAAGAAGCACGAUUCCAACUCAAGCAAAGGCAAACGGUGRUGAGAGGAAGCUCGUUAAAUCUUUACCAGAAAGUGUCCUCAGUCCCUCGCCUCAAAGAACGCAGUCCUCCUCGUCCAGCUCCGAGUCUACAUCCGAUGAUGAUGAGGAUUCUGAUAGUCCAGUCUGGGUCAAUCAUCACAGUCUGCCGAACUCCGCCGCCCUGAGCAAAACUCAGAGCAAAAUUAGUUACUCCAGAAACAGAGACAACCCAGAGACGGGCGUGAGGGACGCCGGUGCGCCGACCUGCGAGGCCCUCCAGCCUCCACCCGCUGCUCGGAGGACCGACCAGUCCUCCAUCCCUAAGAGGCCCACAGGUGGAGCAGGCAGAGCUCAGGCCGACUCCAGUCACCAUGCUUUUAAAGACCGACUGGCAGCGCUGGGCAAGCUGAGGAGCUCUGAGGACCUACAAGUCGGCCUCAGGCCUGUCAACACGCUCAGUGAGUCUGCUCCUGGAGAGGACAAGAGCAAGACCGCAGACAGGUCCACGGAGAUCCUUAAAGAGGAGCAGAAACUUUCAAAACACACGGACUCUUUGGAUGGAAAACCAAAAGGUAGCAGUGUUGGUCUGAAGUACCCAGGUCUGUAUGAGCAGACCGUAAAACCUCCAUCUUCUGGUCCAGGUCCAGUUAAACAGGAUCUGUGUGUGGCCAAGCCAGAGGUCUCCAAGAGCAAAAUAGGUUUGCCGUCCCCCAGCACCGAUGCUCCUCAGGUGCUCCGCAGCAACAUCAAGUGUCCAGGAUCUCUGAACCUGGCCUACAACGUUAAAACCAGCGCCGGUCCUCAGAGUAGCAACAGYCCCAACAAAAUCCCCCCAAAGUCUCCGUCAAAACCCUUUCCCUCCGCACACAGAGGGGGGAAGCCCUCAGAGGGUCCUCGGUACUCAUCCAAGUCAGAGGAGAGGACCAAGAUCAGUGGGAAAGGGAAGAAGAAUCCGAUGUAUGGAGACAGCCUCCCCCCUCCUCCUCCGAGACCACCGACCUCUGAGGGGGAGAAGUCCUUCCAGCCCGUUCCCAGUCCGCAGUCUGCCAUUGAGCAGAAGGUGAUGAAGGGCAUCGAGGAGAACGUGCUGAAGCUUCAGGAGCAGGACAAAGUGGGGCAGGGGGGCGAGGUCAAGCAGAAAGCCUCCAAUGGAAUCGCCAGCUGGUUCGGUCUGAAGAAGAGCAAACUGCCCGCGCUGAGCCGCAAGACCGAGGCCGGCAAAGCAAAGGACGAGAAGAAGGAGUGGAAGAUCAACAUCCCGUCGGUCGGCAGGGACUCGGUGAAGAUGGCCACCAGGUGCAAGGAAGGCGUGGAGGGUCUGAACAUCUCGACUCUGAUGGAGAAGGCCGAGGGUCUGAGGAGGGCCCUGGAGGAGGAGCGGGCCUACGUGGAGCGGUCGGGCCGGGGCCACUCCUGUGAGGUGGUGAUAGACCAGGCUCAGGGACAGCUAGCUGUCAUGUACAGAGGAACACGCUCCGACAACUUCAUGCAGCAGCUGCUGAACAGAGUGGAUGGGAAGGAGAUGAUCAGCGUGCCGCAGCGCCGGCUCUCCUUCGACUGUAAGACCUCCAAGCCGUUGUUCUGUCAGCAGAGCAGCGUCAUCAGUCACACCAGCAGUCAUGAAGACAUGGAGAAGGCUUCAGACAGAAUCAGUGCGAUCACAUCGGAUGAAAACCUCGCAGAUCCAGUUCAUGCUCAGCACUUUGCAGGAUCCGGUGCUUCCACAUACACCCUGGACAGCGGUAUCGGUACAUUCCCCCUUCCAGACUGCAGCAGCGGAGCAGCAGGAAGAGGCCCGUCCAAGACCAGGACCGGGGCCGAGCAUCACUCCUCAGACUCUCCGGGGAGGGCUGGAAGACGAGCCCGUACCCUGGACAGGGAGCUGCCUUCACAGGAAGAGUGCUUCUCUGCUCACAAACAGCUGAUUCCCAGCAUUCAGUACUGCUCAGUGCUGGAGGGCAGGAGCUCCGCCGCUGUCAUUCAUGAAGACAAAGAGCCCCAUGGAGCCAACAUGUUCUCUCCUCGUACCAAGACCUGGACUUUCCCCAACCUGAAAACCCCUGCAGGACCAGCGGAGGUGUACCUGGCAGUGGAGGAGGAGGAGGAGGAGGAGGAGGCUGUGGCUUUUGGAUCACCGUUCAGAGGGAACAUGAAGGCCGGUGGCCCCUCCUCCAGUCGGAUGGUGGACCCGGGAAGCCUGCCCGUGCCGGCCCAGUCGGGGCUGAGCCGUAGGGGGAAAAUGCGGACCCCCAGCGUGCCCGAGAUGAGCCGGGAGGCCGGGCUGGAGCUGCUCAGGGAGCGACCGGAGGAGGCGCUGUCCCCGAGCCGCCCCCAGGUCCUGGAGACCCCCGAGUCUCUGAGCGACUCUCUGUACGACAGCCUGUCGUCCUGCGGCAGCCAGGGCUGAGGCAGCCAAGGAGAGAGAGGACCGACGCUCCCGUCGAGACCACCGGCUCUGCUUCACUGCAGCUGACCCCUCUGCUGUUCAGCUGGAAGGACGGACUGAUCUCUUCUCCUCAGGAUUUCAAAACCCACGAAGCCAAAAGCCACUGUAAGAAUCUAGAUUGUUCACGUUUCCACAGACACGCUGAAGUGUGGACUGAGUGUACAGACUGURAGACGCAUGGCCGAGCUCCGGAUCAGCAGCUCCUCACUCCCGCUCGUUGUUUCUCUGGUUCAGUAGAUGAAGAACUGCAUCCAUCCAUCCAUCUGUUCUGUUCAGCUCACCAUAGUGUUUUCAGAAGAAAGAAGAAAAAAGUUCAUGUCUGUGUUUGCUGACUGCUUAACUCAUGCAUCACCAUGUUCCAAACGAUUUUAUUGACCAAGUUGAUAUUGUUUCACAGCCAGGAAGCGUGUCUGUUCCUGGAUCAUAACGCAUUUAAAAGGUAAUAUAUACCAGCAAUAAUAACAUAGAUGAGAGAAAUGACAUUAUUUGAUGGAUAAGUAUGUUUUUAAUUUAUUUAUUUCAAAAUGUACGUUUUUUUAUUAAUCUUUCUGUGAAAACUGCAGUCGCCUGGCUUAGUUAGAMUCUGUUUCAUCAUCUCUGCUGUUGCAAAUAGAAACUCUGUACCUACUGCCGUUUUUUCAACUUUCUAAUUAAAAGUUUUGAUUUAA